AUGUUCUCCCAAGCAGCUCGCCACCUGCUGUUACGCUGCGCCUCUGCGGUCAAGGUCAAUGUCAAGGUACCUGCUAGAGCUCAUUCCACAUUUAACCAUCGGGCUUUCGUCCGCCGCGGUAUGUACACUUACCCCUUCCCCGAGCCCGCUGGGGAGGAGAGGGUGAAGGCGUACUUCUUGGAUACUAGGGCUGGCAUCGGCGAGCUCAUCUACCAGGUCGAGAUUCUCAAGGCCGUAAGUCCCCCUCUACCCUCGGCAUGGACCAGUAUACUAGCGAUAGAGCAGAGACAGAAGAGACAAGAGAUUCUGCUGUGGAUAUGUGUUGUGUCAAGCUCCGUCAUUGCCGCCGUGUUUGUGUAUAUUGCUUUAGAUAAUGAGCUGGAUCCGCCGGCAAAGGAGUUGAAGCAGAAGCAGAAGGAGAAGUAG
Messenger RNA from Morchella sextelata, 426 nucleotides. RefSeq lists its product as uncharacterized. Bases 1 to 426 code for a protein of 141 amino acids. Lineage: Eukaryota; Fungi; Ascomycota; Pezizomycetes; Pezizales; Morchellaceae. The transcript has 3 exons. The record is from RefSeq and is a predicted model, not a curated record.